Eutrema salsugineum is the source of this 1164-nucleotide messenger RNA. RefSeq lists its product as uncharacterized. The record is from RefSeq and is a predicted model, not a curated record. The transcript is spliced from 2 exons. Lineage: Eukaryota; Viridiplantae; Streptophyta; Magnoliopsida; Brassicales; Brassicaceae. The coding region runs from base 119 to 820 and encodes 233 amino acids.
GGGCGUGUAUAACGGGGCUUCUUUAUAAAUUGUGAACAAGACUCUUAAAUCCUAAAAAUCGCAUUUUUUUGUUUGUUGCUUCAAAGCAAAAUCCCAAAUUUCAACGACGACCAUCGCAAUGUUUGAUUCUUCAUCGAAAUCGUUCAAUUCCCAUUUAGUUUUUCCCAGAACUUUCGAUGAUCAUCCAGAUUCCGGCGUCUGUUCACCUCCUCUGUGGAGAAGCAGCCCACCGAAGAGUCCUUCUCACCGUCACUGCAGUAAUCUCUCGCCUGUUUCGAAAGCUCAGGUGAUCGCUCGUGGUCAGCGAGAGCUUAUGGAAAUGGUUAGCAAGAUGCCCGAGUCGUGCUACGAGCUUUCGUUGAAGGAUCUCGUUGAGGUGAACUCAGACGAAGAUAAGGAGCGGAAAGUGCUCGAUGAAUUGCCUCAGAGAAAAAGCAAGCCGAGUAAAGUCGUGAGGAAGAUGAAGAGCGAUAAAUGGGUCGAUCCGAUUCGAAACGGAGGCGUAAACAACAGUGGGUUUCUUCUGAAAUUGGUGUUUCCUGUUAGCUUGGGUGCUAAGAAAAAGACGAAGAAGAAAGAUGAGGAUGAUUCUUCUGUCACAAGCAAAGGCUCUUGGAUUUCUCCCAGAUCAGAGGAUAAAGAUUGGUGGAAGAAUGGAUUGUCAGAUUCGCGUAGGAGUCACAGAGGUGUCUCAAGGAUCAACAGUGGGAGCUCAAAGAGCAGUGGUGGUAAUAGCAGCAGAAGCAACAGCGAUCCAAGUCUAAGGGAUGAAAACAGAGGAUGCUUAUCUUUCCUCUGGAAUGUACAUCUACGAGAUUGAAACGAAAAGUUCUGCAUUGGUUAUACACUUCUUUGGCUAAGAGGAUAACCUAUUCAUAUAACUCGGGCCGGAUAUAGUGCGUUUUUUAAACCCAUGGAUCAUGGAUGAAUGAAUCCAGCCCCAGGAAUGGUGAAGAUGAAAGCAGAGGACAUGAGUACUCUUCUUCAAUGUGCAACCAAAGAUUCUAUCCCCUUUUUUUCUGGUGUUCUUUGUAAGCCUAUGUAAUGUAGCUAUAGAGUCUAUAGUGAUCUUAUAUGUAGAUAGAUACUCCAGCUUUUGCUAACAUAAACCGAUAAAAGUGUUAUAAUGCUCAUCGAGAAAUAUCAAAAUUUUAAGUUUUUGCA